Messenger RNA from Aethina tumida (small hive beetle), 1401 nucleotides. Its product is annotated as chromobox protein homolog 1. Bases 193 to 1128 code for a protein of 311 amino acids. Gene Ontology annotation, molecular function: chromatin binding. Lineage: Eukaryota; Metazoa; Arthropoda; Insecta; Coleoptera; Nitidulidae. The transcript has 4 exons. The record is from RefSeq and is a predicted model, not a curated record. Gene Ontology annotation, biological process: negative regulation of transcription by RNA polymerase II; chromatin organization. Gene Ontology annotation, cellular component: pericentric heterochromatin; nucleus.
GAAAACCGCCAUAUUAACCAAACAAAAUUGUGCUAGCGUUCCCGGUGUUUUGCUGUGGAGUUGGUUCAUAAUUUUUCAGUUAAAGGUUGGUACCACUGCCGGUCGGGCCAGCCAUUUUGACAUAUCAGUGCGUCGUUUGUUUCCCGGUUUUUUUCUUGGGCCGUUGUUCACAAAUUUCCAAGUUUCCAGAAAAUGGGCAGGAAGAAGGUGGAAAGCUCAGAAAGUGAGGAAGAAUAUUCCGUUGAAAAAAUCUUGGACAGAAGGGUUAAGGACGGCAAGGUUGAAUACUUUCUGAAGUGGAAAGGAUAUUCAGAAUCAGACAACACGUGGGAGCCAGAGGACAAUCUGGAUUGUCCUGAAUUGAUUGCCGAAUUUGAAGCUCAAAGGAAGGCUAAAAUAGGACCAAAGAGCAAGAGGCAGAGGGAGAAUUCUACAUCUUCCAUGGAUUCCACUAACUCAAAACCUAAUGACAAGGACAAAAAGGCUGAAAAUGAAAAGAAGAAAAAAGAUAAAGAUGAAUCUGAAGAUUCUGAGUUAGAAAACUCAAAGAAAUCUAAACUGGAUGAUUCUGAUGAAGAUAAAUCUCAAAAGAAAAAGAAGAGAUCGUCAAAAGUAAUUAGUGACGAGUCUGAUUCUGAAGAGGAAAAGACAAGGAAGAAGAGGAAGAAGAAUGAAGACAAGAAGAAGAAAUCUGAUAAAAGCAAAGUUAAGGAUGACGAAUCUGAGGACGAUGACAAAAAGUCCAAAUCCAACGAGAGCGACGAGUCUGACGACGACAAAGCCAAAAAGAAGAGAAAGACUGACGACAAACGAAAAAAAUCGGAAGACAGUAAGUCAAAAUCUAAACAGGUAGAUUCCGAUGACGAAGAGGACGAUAAAAAAAAGAAAAAGAAGGAUUCGAAAAAACCACAGAAAAAGGAACUCGUGGGUUUCGAAAAAGGGCUGGUCGCUGAGAAAAUCAUUGGAGCAUCCGACACAACUGGACAGCUCAUGUUUUUGAUGAAAUGGCAAAAUUCUGUUGAAACUGAUUUGGUACCUGCGAAAGAAGCUAACAUCAAAUGCCCGCAAGUAGUUAUUCGAUUUUAUGAAGACAGAAUUGCUUGGCACUUACCAGAGGAAGAGAAAUAAUUUUUUAUAUAGAUUUAUGUUUAUAUUUCUCAAGUUAACAGCUCAUCUUACCAUUUAAGUGGUAACUAUUCAUUUUAUCAAUUUUCUUGUUAAGUUUAAAUUUGUGAUGGUAAGAUCAGCUGUUCAUUGAUUCGUUUAUAUUAAUUACUCGAUAUUUUUUUAAUUAAGGUACUUCUUACCGAUUAAUUCAGUAUGGCAGAUGUGUCACACAGAACGUUAUAAAUUUUUAUUAGAUUAGGACUAAUUUCAUUAAGUAAAUGUCUAUAAAUCUAA